Molecule: messenger RNA, 1330 nt
Organism: Helianthus annuus (common sunflower)
Lineage: Eukaryota; Viridiplantae; Streptophyta; Magnoliopsida; Asterales; Asteraceae
Product: caffeoylshikimate esterase
Exons: 8
Coding region: 135-1169 (344 amino acids)
Cellular component (GO): membrane
Molecular function (GO): lipase activity
Source: RefSeq, a predicted model, not a curated record
UAAUUCGAUCUAUAAAAGAACCACCGAAUCAUGUCCCCCUCAAAAUACCUUUUUAUUUCUCCUCCAUACUUUCUCAAAGCUACUUACUAUCUUCUUCUUUCUAAAUUCCUACAUUCCUGACUCAAGAACCAUCAAUGGAGGUCGAAUACCAAGAGGAAUACAUAAGGAAUUCAAGAGGAGUGCAGCUCUUUACAUGCAGAUGGCUUCCUCUCUCUUCACCAAAGGCCCUUGUUUUCCUUUGCCAUGGUUAUGGAAUGGAAUGCAGCGACUUCAUGAAAGGAUGUGGAACCAAGCUUGCUAGUUACGGGUAUGCGGUCUUUGGAAUAGACUACGAAGGACAUGGGCGGUCCAUGGGUGCUCGUUGUUACAUUAAAAAAUUUGACCAUAUUGUCAAUGACUGCUCAAAUUACUUUAAGUACAUUUCUGGACAAGUGGGCUACAGGAACAAGAGACGGUUCUUGUAUGGUGAGUCCAUGGGUGGUGCGGUCUCCCUUCUUAUACACAGAAAGGACCCUACUUUUUGGCAUGGGGCCAUUCUUGUCGCGCCCAUGUGUAAGAUAUCUGAGAAGGUGAAGCCACACCCAUUGGUGAUAAGCAUGCUGACAAGAGUGGAAGAUGUGAUACCACGAUGGAAGAUUGUGCCUACAAAAGAUGUUAUUGAUGCGGCUUUUAAGGAUCCUGUUAAGAGAGAAGAGAUACGUGCAAACACGUUGAUAUAUCAAGAAAAGCCAAGGCUGAAAACCGCUCUAGAAAUGCUUCGGGCCAGCAUGGGUCUUGAAGACAGCUUAAGCAAGGUGACCUUGCCAUUUUUUGUGCUACAUGGAGAGGCAGAUACGGUGACUGAUCCAGAAGUGAGCCGGGCUUUAUAUGAACAAGCCAGUAGCGAAGACAAAACCAUGAAACUAUAUCCGGGAAUGUGGCAUGGGUUAACAUCAGGCGAGCCUGAUCACAACAUUGAUAUCGUCUUUGGUGACAUCAUUUCGUGGCUCGACAAGCGAUCAGAAGAUGAUUAUAUUCCUGAAAAGCAAUUUUCCGACAAUGUUGGUGGCAUAGAGGUGGUUUCUCCUGUAGUGAAGAUGAGUGAGCGCAAACCACGACGGAGUAAAACUCAUGGCAGCUAUCUUUGUGGGUGGAAGGGACGGCGGAUGCUCCACCACUCCGCCAUGUAGUCAACACUACAGCUAAAGUGAAUUGUCUGUAGUGGAAUGUAAUGGAACAUAUUUUUGUGAAUUUAAUAUUUAAAAUCCCAGAACUUUAUUAACUGUUUGAUGCGUAUUUACUCGCUUGUUACUUGGAUCACAUAAUUUUAAACAAUAGAGUUGAUUUGCCA